Molecule: messenger RNA, 1470 nt
Organism: Caenorhabditis angaria
Lineage: Eukaryota; Metazoa; Nematoda; Chromadorea; Rhabditida; Rhabditidae
Source: the annotation of a GenBank genome assembly
AUGAAUAGAAAUUAUGAUACUCACCCAUUGAAUAGCCAUAAACUUUGUGAAUUCUCUGAAGAAUUAAAUGGUGUUAUAAAUAAAGUGAGAUGGCUUGGAGAACAUUCAUUUUUGAUAUCUUCCUUCCUGGAAUCCAAGUUUUUCGAAUAUGAUUGUUCCAUUUUCAGCCAUAUUCCAUUUUCCCCUUAAAAAUCAAUUCAUUUGUAGAAUUAUCAUUAUUUUUCUCAAACUAACCAGCAUUUCCCGGAUUGAAAGAUCACAUCCAUAUAAUUUUCUAACUCUUUAUAGUUAAAAUCGAGAUUCGGCAUCUUCUUUGAAUGAUGAACUGUAAUAAUAAUGUGAGGUCUUGAGGAUUUUAUAAUAUCUUCGUCUCACAAACCACGUCAAAUGCUCACGUGAAAUUAUUAUUAUUAUUUAAUAAGGAAAAAAUACUUUAGAUUAGCAACCUAGGUACUGUAGAAUGGAAACCCGACUACUGUAGAUUGACAACCAUGGUUCGAAAAUCACUGGAUGUUUAAUUUACAUUACCCAGAAGUCAUUUACAUAAUUUGUGGAUGAUCUAGACUAAUGCUGACUUAUUUUUUUCGAUUGAACUCACAUCACUCGGAAUCCAACCAUUUUUCCGAAUUAAUAAAAAUUGAAAUGUUUCAUUUUUGUUGGAUUUUUUACGUAAACGUGCCAACAAAUGAUUAAAUGUCACAAUUUUUAUUUUUUUUUUAGGUCAAGCUCAAUUGAAUUUUAAAAAGAUAUUAAAGCAGAAUACUGUAGAUGAGCAACCCAGGUACUGUAGAAUGGCAACCCGUCCACUGUAGACCCUGGGUUAUCAAUCUAUAGUAGUCGGGUUGCCAAUCUACAGUAACUGGGUUGCUAAUCUACAGUACCUGGAUUGAUGAUCUACGGUAAUCGGGUUGCGCGUCCACAGUUUUUUUUUUGGUGAGAGGUGGUCAUAUAUAAUAAUGGGUGGGUGCAUUUAAUCAAAAAUGACACGAAGAUAUUCAUUGCUUUUUAGGGAAAAUUUUAGAUUCGGCGGGUUUCAGUUGGCCGCAAGCUUCCAAAGUUACCCUAACAUUUUGAAUAAUUAAAGUAACUUUGCUGCUGUUUUUCUCUCUACUCUCUCAUAUUCCCCUUCUCUCUCUCACAGGUUGCUCAUAUUCCAAUUUGUGUUGAAAGUGUCCAUCGUCCAAUUACUUGUAUUCCAUUCUACAAUCAUGGCUCAUAUCAUCGUGGAACCGAAAUCUGGUUUCCCCAAAAUAUGACAUCUGAUGACACUUAUCAAAUUUGUAGAGGUUUUCCCAAAAAUGAGGAUAUACAGUGCAGGUUUCUUUACUUCUAUUUGAAAGAAUAGUUUGAAAUUGAGAAUUUUUCAGCAAUUCCGAUCGAUAUUAUGAUAUUUUCGACCAUCUUUUCUAUUUUGGCCAUCAUGUUUCGGAUUACGGUGUAAAUAAUUGUACAGAUCCCGUUGAUUUUUAA